AUGGGUACUUGUUUGAGUAAGAAGAAAGACUCUUCAACUACCACUUCUUCUCUUGCUGAAACCAAGUCAACCACUACAAAGUCUGUUGAGUUUGAAUGGAAGAAGAAUUCUUCUCGGAAUGGUAUCUCAGUUUCCAACCCAAAAGUUGAAACAAAACCAGAACUGAAGCUGAUCAAGGAGAAUGAUAAGAGAGUUCUUCAGAAACAUGAUGAUAAAGGGCAAGUGAAAAAAGAGAUUUUUAUCAUCAAACACAGGAAGAGCCAUGAUGAAGCAGCUGAAGAAGAUGUGGAUGCAAUUCUUGUACAUUGUGGGAGACUCAGCAGAAAUUCAUCAGGUAAAGCUUCUUCUUUUAAAGACCAGAGAAGGAGAUUAUCGGGUUCAAACCGAAGUAAUGAUUUUGAUGACAAUGAUACAAUUUUCUCUGAAAAGGAGCAAAAUAUUAGUGAUUUGCAUGAGGAUGAUUGGAGGGAGCCUGCAGAGAAACUGCAGUUUCAAUCUCCAAGGUCACUUUCACAGGAUGGAAAUAGAAGAACAAGAAGAAGAAGAAGAACUCCCAGCAGAGAAAGAGAGCAGCAACAAUGUUCGAGCGGCAUGGAGAGGAGAUUUAGUAUAUCACCUGUAAGAAGAUCUUCAGAUGCCACCACAUCACUCAAUGCAAGAAACAACAACAGCACUAGCUCUAAGCCUGCAAAAAUGGUGUCUGUCCCUGCUACUGUUACAUCCCUUCUAAUGGAUAAAAGUAAUGAUAAUGAUUGUGAAGAAUCUGCAGCAGAUACAACUGGUAUAAAGAGGAUUACAGUUAGGAGAAACGUUGGUGUGGCUUCUCCGCGCUCUCAAUCUCCUGCUAAAGUAAAUGGGAAUGCAGUAAAUCAGCAGCAGCAACUAUCACUUGGUCGCAAUUCGUCGAAGAAAAAAGAUGAAUCGCCAUACAGAAGAAAUCCACUGAGUGAGCUUGAAUCUAACUCCAUUGCUGCUCCACAUUCAACAACCAAUUAUAUCAACAGCAGGAUUCAACGCAGAUCCAAGGCGGAAGUUGAAACAGAAGUUAAACAGAAAUCAAAUGCCAGCAGAAUUGCAUUGGACAAGGGUGUGGAUGUGAAUUGCAAGACAACAAUAAAACAAGAUGAAGAUGUUAAAGUGAUGUCUUCAAUGGCUGAUAACGUUGUUGUCAAGACAGUGGUGCCACCGGUGGUUGAAAACCUAAAACCCCGGACAUUAACAAGAAGCAGAUCUUUGAGGCAUUCGCGAGACUUAGAGUUAGACUUCAAUCCUGAAGAUCUUUUGAUUCCUCCACAGUCCUACACCUCACUACUGCUUGAAGAUAUCCAGAACUUCCAUCAAAAGAACACACCACCCCCACCACCUGUUUCUCUCCCAGCUUGUGUUGCUAGAGCUUGCUCUAUCCUUGAAGCUGUUGCUAAUCUCAACUCCAAUACCAGCUCAAAUUUAUCUGGCGUAGAGGACAGGAGAAGUCCAUCAGGUUUUCAGUCUAGUAGGAAUGAAUACAAUGUUCCAUUGGGUACUAGCAGUAGUUAUGGGAAGAGAGUGGCAGAUACCAGGGACCCAAUUGUAGAGUCUGAGUUAAUUGUUUAUGAUGAAAUGGUUGAACCGAGCUUACAUAAGUUUGAGACAAUGAAUGUGGAUGGUCCGAACAAGGAGAAGCAAGAAUCUUCAGGAAGCAACAGCUUAACUGUCAGUAGUGCAAAACAGCGGCGAGGCAUUUCUUCUUCUUCUUGGGAACCUAGUUCUAUUGAUUCAAAAGAUUCCUGGACUGAUAGAUCGAACAAUUGCAUUGACAAGGAUCAGAAAACCUCGUUAGGCUUGGAAGGAAGUGUGUCUUCUUUUGCAGGACGAGAGAACGUGGAUGGAGCAAAGAAGAAAGUGAACAGCAAAAGGAGAGAGAGUGAUCAUCAGCAGGACAAAGAGACGGGGUCUGGCAGGCUUGGUGCCAGUAAUUUUCUUCACAUGAAACCAGUUGUCACAGCAGCUGCAUCCACAUAA
Messenger RNA from Vicia faba (fava bean), 2001 nucleotides. The record is from the annotation of a GenBank genome assembly. Lineage: Eukaryota; Viridiplantae; Streptophyta; Magnoliopsida; Fabales; Fabaceae.